AUGCCAGGCACAGCAAGGCAUGACCAUGAGAUGGCAAUCCAGGCCAAGAGAAGUCUAACUAAAACCACGGACCCAGUAGAAAGACUUCGGCUGCGGUGUUUAGCAAGGGGAUCUGCAGGCAUUAAAGGACUUGGCAGAGUAUUUCGGAUUAUGGAUGAUGACAACAGCAGGACCCUUGAUUUCAAAGAGUUUGUGAAAGGAUUAAAUGAUUAUGCUAUGAUGAUAGACAAGGAAGAAGCACAAGAGAUUUUCCGGAUAUUUGAUAAAGAUGGCAGUGGAACAAUUGACUUUGAUGAGUUUCUUGUUACACUAAGACCUCCCAUGUCGAAUGCCAGAAAAGAAAUAAUCAUGCAGGCAUUUAGGAAGUUAGAUAAAACUGGAGAUGGUAUCAUAACAAUUGAAGACUUGCGGGGGGUUUACAAUGCAAAACAUCAUCCUAAAUAUCAGAAUGGAGACUGGACAGAAGAUCAAGUAUUCCGGUCCUUUCUAGAUAAUUUUGAUUCACCCUAUGACAAGGAUGGGAAGGUCACAACAGAAGAAUUCAUGAACUACUAUGCAGGAGUCAGCGCUUCAAUAGACACUGAUGUCUAUUUUAUCGUCAUGAUGAAAAACGCUUGGAAACUCUAA
Messenger RNA from Rhea pennata, 627 nucleotides. It is a transcript of the gene CAPSL, whose product is annotated as calcyphosine like. Bases 1 to 627 code for a protein of 208 amino acids. The transcript has 4 exons. The record is from RefSeq and is a predicted model, not a curated record. NCBI's taxonomy places the organism in Eukaryota, Metazoa, Chordata, Aves, Rheiformes, Rheidae. Gene Ontology annotation, molecular function: calcium ion binding.